UCAGUUUCCUUUUUUCCCUUCCGUGUAUGAAGUUACUUCGUUGAGAAUGUCCUACGAGUAUAAUAGCUUCUGUUAAAAGUCAUUAUUCUUCUCUGUUGUGGUUUUCGUGUUUUCUUAAAUUCUUUUUAGCUGAACGUCCUCUCGGAAGUAGCACUGUUAGCUUAGCUCUUUAGCUGGAGGCAGACAGGAGCACAACGAGUCAGAGACACUUUGAUGAAGAACUAUUUCUGGUGGACUUUAAGGAGAUAAAAUAUUCUUCUGCGAUUGUAUGAAAACAUAGGAAGUCCAUAUUGCUGGAGAAAGGAAAGGACGAUGGAGGAGCCACCAGAUGGUGAGCAGACGCACUCUCAGCUUUAUGAUGUCCAACAAGUGUUGGUGGUCAAAGAGGAGCUGGUUGUUGAGGAGGACGACUGGAGUCCCAGACCAGACCAGGAGGACCAGAAUCCUCCUCAGAUUAAAGAGGAAGAGGAGGAGAAUGAGAUCAAAGAGUUAACUUUCAGUCCUGUUCAUGUGAAGAGUGAAGAUGAUGAAGAGAAACCUCAGCUCUCAGAACUUCUUCCCAGUCAGACUGAGGGGAACAGAGACUCUGAGGAAUCAGAUGCUGACAAAACUUCAAACUGUUCUUCAGAGACGGACGUCAGUGAUGGAAACUGGGAGGAAAGUGAAUCUCAGUCAGGUUUAAACUCUGUGAAAACUGAUGCUUUUCCUGUUGUUGAUAGAAAAUGUGGCAAAAGUAAAAAGUUACACAUCUGUCCCGACUGCGGUAAAACAUUCAGAAGCAGGCAAGGUUUGUUAGGACACCACAGAAUACACACUGGAGAAAAUCCUUUCAGCUGCUCCAUCUGUAACAAAACUUUUUCUUCGAAAGGAAACUUGCAAAAACACUCAAAGGUCCACACAGGGGAAAGACCGUUCAAAUGUUCUGUCUGUGGUACAGCUCUUAAAAGUAAAAAUGCAUUAAUUGAACACACAAGAAUCCACACUGGGGAGAAGCCGUUUAGAUGCUCCGUCUGCGGCCGAAGCUUUAGUUUCAGGUCGUAUUUAACUGUUCACAUGAAGUGUCACUCUGAGGAAAAACCUUACAGCUGUUCUCUCUGUACAGCAGCUUUCAAAAGGAAAAACGUCUUAUUGGCCCAUGUAAAAACUCACACUGGAGAGAAGCCUUACAGCUGCUCGGUCUGUGGGAAGAACUUUGCCCACUGUGUAAGUCUAACCUGUCAUAUGAGAAGUCACACAGGAGAGAGACCUUAUAGCUGCUCUGUUUGUAAGGCGACAUUCAAGUGGAAAAAUACAUUCACACAUCAUAUAAAAAUCCAUACUGAUGAGUAACUUUUCAGCUGCCAAGACUCCGGUCAAAACUUAAGAGAUAAGAAUGACUGUACACCAGUCCUCAGUUCCAGACCUUGAGGAACUUGGUUCAACACACCUCAAUUAAAUGACUAUUAAAGUAUAUUUUGUUUUUGAACUAUCAAAAUAAACAUGUAAGCAUGUAUUUAGAGGACGUCUCAAAUAGUCACAGGUGGUUUUGGUCCCUAAGAAAAAUCGUUUUCCACAGUAUUGGAAUGAUUUGUAUUGAGUGUUGAUGGGGUUCAACUCUUGUUACCUGGAUAUGAACUGGACCUUUUGUGUUGUAAAGUGCCUUGAGAUUACAUUUGUAAACUGGUGCCAAAUUAAAUUGAUUCCUGUACAGUA
Messenger RNA from Poecilia latipinna (sailfin molly), 1692 nucleotides. Its product is annotated as gastrula zinc finger protein XlCGF8.2DB-like. The record is from RefSeq and is a predicted model, not a curated record. Gene Ontology annotation, biological process: regulation of transcription by RNA polymerase II. The coding region runs from base 313 to 1329 and encodes 338 amino acids. The transcript is spliced from 2 exons. Gene Ontology annotation, molecular function: RNA polymerase II cis-regulatory region sequence-specific DNA binding; DNA-binding transcription factor activity. Lineage: Eukaryota; Metazoa; Chordata; Actinopteri; Cyprinodontiformes; Poeciliidae.